Molecule: messenger RNA, 801 nt
Organism: Alternaria rosae
Lineage: Eukaryota; Fungi; Ascomycota; Dothideomycetes; Pleosporales; Pleosporaceae
Exons: 3
Coding region: 1-801 (266 amino acids)
Source: RefSeq, a predicted model, not a curated record
AUGGCCUAUCUGGACAUCGAAUCUUUCAUGACCUUCAGCCUGGUGUCUCUUGCUUUCUUUCUUCAAGUUGCUUCCAGCUCAAGGAUCGCGACAUUUACAGAUAGCCAGUGUAAGAACGCCUUCCAAAGCCUCGAUGCAGAGAAUGGAUAUCCCAAUGGCACUUGCACCCGGCUGGGGGACCAGGGCAAAUACGGAAGCUUCCAAGUCGUCGGACUAGACCCAGGCUGCAGUGCUACAAUUUACGGAGCCGACAGCGAAGAGUUUGUACCGUGCUCGUCGACAAUCCUGCAGUUCACGAGCAUAGGCGAUUGCCACAAUUCCUCCUUCGUCUAUUACAGCAUUGACGCGUGUACACCGCCUAGUCAGAUAUCGUCAUCGUCCCGCUCUGCCACACCUUCGGCGUCUCCUUCGACGUCUCCAUCUUCGACGCCGUCGCCUAGCGUAGCAAGCAAGCCCCGCAAGAGUAACACUGGUGCUAUAGCUGGUGGUGUGGUUGGCGGUGUAUGCGGGCUCGCUCUCAUCGCUGCCGCCGUAUUACUGCUUCUACGACGGAAGAAGAAGGCUGAGCAACCACCGGAAAUCUCCGCGGAUGAGCGGGGAGAGGUUGACGGAAGAGGCGCGUUCGCCGAAAUGCCACACCAAGACCCAAAACAAGAGAUGGACUCGAAGAACAUAGCGCCACAGGAGCUCGGCGAUAAAAAGAGUGUGGAUCUACCACCGGUUGAGCUUCCAGGGGACGACGCUGCUCGACAUUCCCAGCAUAUACCUGACUCUCAGCUUACUGGAAGUGAGAAGCACUGA